Xylaria bambusicola is the source of this 1415-nucleotide messenger RNA. RefSeq lists its product as uncharacterized. The record is from RefSeq and is a predicted model, not a curated record. Gene Ontology annotation, biological process: cellular respiration; ubiquinone biosynthetic process. Bases 191 to 889 code for a protein of 232 amino acids. Lineage: Eukaryota; Fungi; Ascomycota; Sordariomycetes; Xylariales; Xylariaceae. Gene Ontology annotation, molecular function: ubiquinone binding. The transcript has a single exon. Gene Ontology annotation, cellular component: mitochondrion.
CUUCUCAGAUCGCGCAGUUGCCGUAAUACUUGAAUAAAUUCCAAGGAACAUAAAUCUCAUGCCGAUUUGUAUUGUUAGAAUAACUUAGAGUGCAUCGACACCAGUUUCUAAAUUAAUUUUUGUAAUGGAUUCAUUAUAGCACGCGGAAGGAUCUCUACAUGUAAAAUACUUAAAAUAAUCAUUUUUCGCCAUGCCACCAACCCGCCUCAUCCUCCCGCGCCCACACCAGUUUACCUCGUCUCCCGUCCAACACUCGAGACGAACAUUUCUCAGCUCCAUUCUCGCCUCUGCGCCCGUGCCGCCACAAACUCUCACAGCCUCUCGUCGUCUCCCAUACAACCACGCCGCUCUCUACAGCAUAAUAGCUGAUAUUGACAGGUACAGCGCCUUCCUACCAUACUGCAGUUCUUCGCGUGUGACGUCCUGGACGGCGCACAAGGACUCCGAGUUCAGUCGUCACUGGCCGACUAGAGCCGACCUUACAGCUGGCUGGGGUGGUAUAGAACAGACCUACACGAGCCGCGUAUUCUGCGUGCCGGGGUCCAUCGUGGAGGCUUUGAGCGGCGACGGCGCGCGUAGUGGGAUUGCGCCGGAUAUACUGGCCAAGUACGGUCUGAAAGAUGAGCCAACUGCUACGCCUUCUUCGACAAUAGGGAGUGGGCGCAGCGGCGAGGAGGGCGUGUUCAAGACUCUAGUGACGCGGUGGACCGUGACCCCUAAUGCAUCAGACGGCAGAGGCGAGCAAACUGAGUGGAGUGACGUGAACCUGAACAUUCGCUUCCAGUUCGCGAAUCCACUAUAUGGGGCUGUCAGCUCGGCCGUCGCGGACAAGAUCGCGCCGAUAAUGAUCGAAGCAUUUGUCGAGCGAGCGAGGACAAUUCUAGGGUAGUACCAUGAACGGCAUCUAGAAAUGUCAUCAACUUGACACUAAAUACUAGAUGUUUUGGACAAAACUCUCAUACUAAAGAAAACCACGAGCGACUCAAGGAUUGCCUCAAGACAUCCGUCUUUACUUCAUCAUUGACGUACCCGAAAACGCAAUAUACCUUCAUAUAGAUACACCUUUCUACUUCUUAGAUUGUAUACCACGACAUAGGUAUAUAGACGACUCACGGCAGAGAAAGUCGUUAGAGCACAAUAACAAGUUCUAUCAAGUUGAGAGUAUUCGAUUUUUUUUCUGUAUACUUUCUUGGAUCUUACAAAACGCAAAUAAAUCAGUGCAAGUGACCCGAAGCAGUUAGGGACACCUAGUCGUAGGGAAAAUUUUCUAGACCAAAUACCAAUCGCAAAUCUCUCCCUGCCUGGACUUCUUCAUAGCCGCCUGUGCUUACGCCUGCGAACCGCCGCUGCCGCCGCCAUUCCCAUAUGCCUUUCAUAUAAUCGUCCCUCUUGAUCUCGUCCAGUAACACGUCACU